Molecule: messenger RNA, 2209 nt
Organism: Corticium candelabrum
Lineage: Eukaryota; Metazoa; Porifera; Homoscleromorpha; Homosclerophorida; Plakinidae
Exons: 3
Coding region: 1-2097 (698 amino acids)
Cellular component (GO): endoplasmic reticulum membrane
Molecular function (GO): mannosyltransferase activity; protein binding
Source: RefSeq, a predicted model, not a curated record
AUGAAAGCAAGCAAGGCCAAGGGACAAAGCAGUCGUAAGCCGCCCAGAUCAAAGGCAGCACGCGACGGUCCGACGUCAAGCAAGAACAAGAGAACAACCGACUGCGGCUCAACUUCCCUCGCAUUGCUUCUGCUGGUGGUCGGUUCCGUCGCACUGCACGUCCACAUUGCUCUAGACAAGAACAAUUGGUGGCAACUACACGCUGAUGAGGUGUAUCAGACGUUAGAAGUGGCUCAUAUCGAAUUGUACGGCUACGGUUUUCUACCCUACGAAUUCAGCGGCGUUCCGCCAUCCAACGACACCUCCCGGUCACUAGUGGAACGAGCAAAUGCCGAACGAGGUAUGUACGCAAUGAGGUCGGCCAUCGUUCCGAAAAUAUUCAAAAUGGUAAUUCGGUUCGGCUCUUGGAUUUCUCCAAAUACGCCACCAUACCAGAUAGCCAAGAUGUGUCACAGUGUGUGGACAGGGUUAUUACCAGGAUGUGUCUUUCUCUUUGCUCUGGUGCUUCUCCGCCGUCGACUGGAGGCACUGCUAGCGGCCAGUCUGGUUGCUCUCUCGGAACCGUUGCUGGUGCUCGGAACUCACACACUGAUAAACAGCCUCGUCAGUCCGCCACUAUUCGCCGCCCUGGCAGUGGCAAUAGGUGUGAUUGACCACACUUUGAAAAUUCAAAACUCACUGGACACGCACAAACGAGUAAAAAAGAAAUCUGAUGACACUCGUGAACACUCGACAAUACCGGCUGGUCAUUCCUAUGCAUACACGUUAUGGUGGCUCAACUUGCCUGUAGCAGGAACCAUCAUUGGUAUUCUCUGCUAUGUGAGGAUUGAUGUGUUUCUAUUUGUCGGUGUGCUGCUGGCAAUGCUUUACUCCACCAAACUCUCUCACUUGAUAUCGAGAUUUCGAGCCAUUUUGCCAGUGAUCGUUUCACUCGGAUUGUCCUUCAUUGGUGGAUUCCUAUUGGCAGGCUACUCUGACCGUCUCUUCUACGGUCAGUGGUUCAUCACUCCAAUUCAAUGGUUUAGAUUCAACGUUCAUCUCGACCUGGCCACUGAGAUAUUUGGUGGUCACAGCUGGUUCAUGUAUAUCCAGCGUAUCCUGGUGGAAGAUCCGGUCUUCCUAGUAUUCAUGAUCAUUUCAGUCUAUGGCAGCAUGCACGUUGCAUGCGAAAAAAAGAGUACAAGAAGAGUACACCUUCUCGUUUGUCUCAUUCUCUUGCUACUCGUGUACUCGACAAAAGGCCACAAAGAAGUCCGAUUCCUACACGACUGGAUAGUUCUGGCACUCGUCUUCUGUGCAAACGGUAUCUACACAGUUUCAGAGCAUAUCGCAGACAGACUCAGUCAAGAGAAAAGGCAUCAGAUAGCCCUACUCUUGUCUCUUCUAACCGUAUUCGCAGCCAACUCAUAUUAUCGAUUUCCUUCUGCCAGAGAUGGCUCAAACAAGCGUUGGGCAUACAAGAGAGCCACCGACUCUGGAUAUGUCAAUCUUUGUCUUCAAUGGGUUGGAAAACAAGACGAUUCGACGGGUGUUUUUGUAGACCACGAUGUGUAUGGUUUUGGAGGAUACACAAUUUUACGAAAACGAAUCCCGAUCAUAGCCAAAAUGAAUGCAGAAUUCAGAGAAUGGGACACAGUCACAAGAACUCGUUCGGCCAGUCUCUAUACAGUCAACGGUUUUGUGAACGCUACCUCAUUCGACGAUUUCAGACUGUGGGUCACUGUCCAGAAUGUCCCACGUAUUGUCAAAUACCUGCUAAUGACUCCUCUGUAUAACUACGUCAUUGUCCCGGCCGACCGUCAGUUUGUAGAGGUCGGGUUCAAUGAGGUGAAUCGUUUCGGAUCGGUGCGAGUCCUCGAAAGAGACAAAAGCGAGCAAAUGAAAAGACACUUAUACAACAUGGGCGACAAGCUCAAGUACGGUCUGGACCCAGAUGUUUUAGAAACAGAAGGUCGAACACUCUACUCGUCGGGUUUCUAUGCUCAAGCAUUGGAACGAUUAAAGGCGGCCUUGCAACUGGACCCUAAGCGUGUCCAGUUGCAAGACUUGGUAAAGUCAGCAGAGAUUAAACUCAAUCAACUUCCUCAAGUUGAUUAACAGUCAACUAAGAUAGCAGUUUUUCACAAGUCUUCUACACAAUUUCUGUUUCUAAAAUCCACAAUUCGAAAAAACGCCUAUACUCUAGACCGACAAUAUAAUUUGUAUGUUC